UCGCGAGUAUUUUGCGCGAAUGUCUUGUGCGAGAGAAUGUCAAGCAUUCUGAAAGUAAGAAAUCUAGGAGAGACAUCGGACACCUAUGGAGCAACCGUGCGGCAAUCAUGUUGAGGUCACGUCUCAUUAGUGUGCCGAAAGCUAUUAAACGUAACAUUAGCACCAACAUUCCUGUCUUGCAGAAAAUAGUUGAUCCCAUACAGCAACUCUUCAUUAAGAAACUUCAGGAGUAUAAAUCAAAAAGCGUAAAUGGGAAAUUAGUUGAUCCUAGUCCGAAUAUUAUAAAAGAACGAGAUUCUGAAUUAGAAAAACUUAAUAUGCAAUAUGGUGGUGGUCCAGGAAUAGAUAUGACUCAAUUUCCUCAGUUUAAAUUUGUUGAUCCACCUGUGGAUUCGGGUAUUAAAAAGUGAACAUGUAUAUAUAUCAUAGGACAUUCAUGUACUGUUGAAUUAUUAAAUAUUAAGUAAGUCAUCUUAAAAAUAUAGCUGUAAAUUAUAAUCUGGUUUUUUUAACCUAAACAGUCCUAAACAAAACAAAUUAAUAAAUUAUCAUAAAGGGA
Molecule: messenger RNA, 559 nt
Organism: Atta colombica
Lineage: Eukaryota; Metazoa; Arthropoda; Insecta; Hymenoptera; Formicidae
Gene: ATPsynCF6
Product: ATP synthase-coupling factor 6, mitochondrial
Exons: 4
Coding region: 108-410 (100 amino acids)
Biological process (GO): proton motive force-driven ATP synthesis
Molecular function (GO): proton transmembrane transporter activity
Source: RefSeq, a predicted model, not a curated record